This is a messenger RNA of Lepisosteus oculatus (spotted gar), 6935 nucleotides long. It is a transcript of the gene lurap1, whose product is annotated as leucine rich adaptor protein 1. Gene Ontology annotation, biological process: positive regulation of canonical NF-kappaB signal transduction; positive regulation of cytokine production. NCBI's taxonomy places the organism in Eukaryota, Metazoa, Chordata, Actinopteri, Semionotiformes, Lepisosteidae. The record is from RefSeq and is a predicted model, not a curated record.
GUUUUUCUGCAGCGGCUCAGUCCAUGCAGGUGGAAUCUGUAUUAGUGUAUCUGGGUAGAAAGUGUAUAAUUUGACAAUUUCGGCUUUACAAACUGUGCAUAUCUAUAUGAAAGAAGAAAGGAAAUAUUAAGUAAUUGUGCUGGCCUUUACGACAAAGUCACUUAAACAAGUUUUAGAUCCGUUUUGACUGGAGAUUUUCAAUUGGUACACUAUGUAUCCAGUGUUUACAUAGAUUGAUUUUUUAAGGAUAAUGGACUGCUCUUGUCAACGGGUUAUUUUAACAGAGGCACAAUAUUAAACAUUUAAACGUUAAGAUAAAAAAAUAAAAAGUCGGCAUGCGGACUCUUCAGAGUUUAGAUGAAAAUGGAGGCUCGUUUGUCAAAUUGAAAACUACUGUGUUUGCAGUAUCCAAAUGAAAUAGUCGCCAGCGUUAGGUUUUUACUAUAGGGGAUGCACUAGUGUUAAUGCUAUAUUGUAGAUGCUACUUACUCAUUGAUGGUUGGUCCUCUGCUCCACGGCAGCUAAAAGCCAGCGUGAAUUAUUUUAUCAUUAUUUUGCAUGCGAGGUACUGUACACACUCGGACUACAUAGGUUUGUGUAGUUUUUUAGCACCGAAUUAUAUUAAUAAAUUAAUCGGGCAAUAAGAUGGAUGAAGCUAGCGUUAGUGAGUCCUUGCCAGAUUUGAAAGAUCUGGAAAUUAAAAUUGGGAGGAAAACGCCGGAUGGACUGCUCAGAUGGAUGCGGGAAGACUCGACUUUGCAUCUCGCAGACGGCAAGUUAAGUACAUCGGAGAGCAUGGACCGAGAAUCGGGGAAGAAGGGCCUGGCUGAAAAAAUCAGGGAUUUAAAACUCGAAAUGGCCUACCUGCGCUCCAUCGAUGUUAAGAUCCUGCAGCAGCUGGUGGCGGUCCAUGAGGGAAUCGAGGCCGUGAAGUGGAUCCUGGAGGACAAGAGCAACCUGACUAGCCGCUGCAGCAGUCUGACCAGCAGCCAGUACAGCCUGGUGGAGAGCCAAGACACCUCCUGGAGGGGAAGCUGGAACAGCCUGCAGGACCCCAAUGACAAGCUGGACAACAUCUCCAUUGGCAGCUACCUGGACACCCUUGCUGACGAAAUGGAUGAAUAUUGCCCCUCCAGCUCGGAGUCUGUGAUCUGUGCCACUCCACUGGUCCCCGGUGGCCCUCUCACAAUGGAGACACAAUGGGAUGUGGGGCAGACCGGGGGUCCAAGCUCCCCGCAAUUCAGAAUGCAGCGCCCAAAAGAGGAGCAACCCUGGACCAAAGCAGUCUUGGAGCGUCCAAAAGCUGCAGAAUUCAGGAGAGCUGCCACCACCACUGACCCUGUUCAUCUUCAGCAGCAGGCUGUUGGCAACAGCUACCCAGACAAACAAAACACACAGGACAGGCAGGCAGAUGGCCUGGAGCAGCCUGGUAUAAACUCCACCAGGAGCUGUCUAGCAGAAAAGCUGAGCAAAAGCAGUCCAAAGCUGAAGCCCUAUAAGAACGGGAAGAUCGAUUUAGAAGGGUAUAAACUCAACAGCAAAAUCCACAUGGAGUAUGAUGCCCACUGGCGCUGGGUGCAGUCCCAGGAUGAUGUGACUUUCUUAUGAGAAAUAUGCAGAUACAUGUGCAAGCAGCCAUAAUAGAUCACAAGUAAUACCCCUCACACACAGGCAAUAUCAAUUCUGCAGUUUCUGGUAUAAUUUGAAUUUCUGGUUUUGGAAACACACGGUUAGAUCUGGUAUCCAUAAUCUUUUUCAAUAAAUGUAAAAUUUUCUAAUACAACCUCUAGUAAUCAGUUUGUCCUUGGGAUGAUAAAAUUAAUGUGAAGGCCUAUAUAGGUAAUUAUAUAUUUGUACACAUAACUGUGACAUUGUCAGAUUUCAUGCCUGUGAUUCUUCUUGCAGAUGGCAUUGUCUGCCUUGCACAUUAGACAUAUCAAAAUCAAAAGCAAUCUGGCGCAGAGACUGGAACGUAGUCUGGCAGCCUCUUUCCCCACAUGAAGUAUAGAUGUAGAAGACAGCUCUAAUUGUCCUAAAGCAAAGCACUGACAUACAUAUAGCUGUUUUUUUCUCAAAUGAAGGACACCUUUUAAAUACAGCCAGGUAAAUGGAAUACAGUAUUUUUUAAAACAUGAAAAUCAGGGCUGGAAGCAUACCACAGCUUCACCUGUUUGUGAGUAUUUGCUUAAUAAGGAGGUGUUUUCCAAGGAGUUCAUCAAGACUGCAAGAGUAUUUGGUUUUCCAGGGCAUCCUUUUUAUAUUUUUAUGUCUGAAUUCAUUAGCAUAAAGCAAAUCUAACUUCUUUAAAAAGAAAAAAAACUGUUUAGCUGUCAAUGCAUAGUUAUUACAAGAUUACAUUUUUAAUCACUCUAUGGAGGUACCUGUAUAGAUAAUUAAUAUGAUGUCAUGGAUGUUUGCUGCAAAGUUAGGUGUAAAGUCAAUUUAUAUAUAUUUGUUAGCACAGUUUUUCUGCAACCCUGGUCUUGCGAGCCAUAGCUGUGCACAUUUUAUACAUCACAUUGUAAAAGAUUAGAGAGGAAUACAGGUAUUUUUCCAUUUAAAAUUAAGAUAUGAGCCUGAAAAAUGUCAUGUAAAUCAAAAACUCAAGUUAAGAAUUAAGUCCCAUCAUUGUGCAUAUAAAUGGGGGGGGGGGGGGGGGGUGUUCUUGGUUAACUAGUUCUGGGUAUCAUAUCAUCAAGAUGUAGUAGCAUAGUUGUGUUUAAAGUAAUUUUAAAACUAUUUGUUAAUGUUUAUCAAUUUAAUAUAAAAUGUGAGGAGGAGACCAUUGUCAUGUGCUCAUAGACACAUAUGAACUGCACAUCUUUAGUCCUUUUACUCUGUGAACCUUUUACAUGCCUUUUUUAUUAACACUGUUUUAAUGAUAAAGUCUUUGCAUUUGCAUGUGCAUUGAAUUUCUAUUUUAUGAUUUUUCCAGAUAUUGGCUUACUUUUAUUUUAGGAUUUUAUGGAUUUUAUUAAUUUUAUUUAAGAUUUUAUACAUUACAGUAGGUACAGACUAAGACGCUGCAGACUUUUUCUGGAUUUAUUUAGUACUGUAAGUAUGAGUUGAUUGGAGAUGAACAUUGGCCAGAAGAAAACUGAGACAAAGACUACCACCUGUCUGUGUGUCACCUGAGCGAUGAUUUUCAUCUCUACACACAGCAGGGUACAGUACAUGCAGCUUUUAUUGUCACAAACACAUCAAACACGUUGCCUGUUGUUGGCUGUGCACAAGUGUGCAUGUUACAGUGAGAACCAUGCACUUCUAAAUUAAUAAGUGGUAUACAUUCUUGAGGUGCAUUAAAUCAAAAACACACAAAUUAAGAAUGCCUAAAUCAAGAACUACAGUACCUGUAUGUAAUUAUAAGGACUGAUUUAGCAUAUAAUACAUUACAUUACAUCAUGUAGAGAUCAUAUUGCCUGAAAUAAUUUGCGGAACUCCAGGAUCAGGGUUACAGACCUCUGUUUUAGUGUUAUACAAAUGUGUGUAAAUCAUAUAAAAGAAUUUUGCUUAAAGCCUACAAGGCUGCACAUUUGUUGAAUUGAAUCUUGUGAUCCUCUUCAAAGGCCUUGUAAAUAAUGCAUCCUAUUUGCAGCCACAUAUUUCACUUUAAGCCUGUAUGUGCCUAUGACCUUCCUGAGCAACGUAAUCUCUGACUCGGCAUGUUUUCUAUUUUGAUUGUUUUAAGUGCUGAUUCACUGUCAAACUGCAUUUUAUUUUGCAGUGAGGUAGACAUUAUUGUGUGGUACACUGUUUUAAUUCUGUGACUUCUCAAGUCUGCAUGCCGAGAAAACAUGCUAAUUGGAAAUGUUUGAUUAUGUCUAAAAUCCCUUUAUAUGUGUACAGCUGUUCAUUACAACAAUGUUCAUUACAACAAUGGGAGAAAAAAAGGUAUCUAAUUGACUUCCUGGUGAUUUGAUAGCAAAGGAAGGAAACCUAUUUUUCCUUUGAUUGGCUUUAUUGUCUGGCUUGUCCUGGCAAGUCUCUUGAGUUCUCCUUUUAUGACAUGCCAAAAUUUGUGUUCAGUAAAGUCUUUUAUAGUUCAUCUGGAACAAAAAAUAGAAUAUCUCUCAGUCCUCAAGGACCAGUGUUCCAUUCAUUAGUUGUUUAAUUGAUUCAUAGCUUGGAACAAGUGUUCCAAAUCAUUAAAUUAUAGGUAAUUUAAAUUGACAUAUACUGUAAGGAUAACUUGAUUGGCAUGCUCCAGGAACAAGGUUGGAGGUCAUACUGUACCUAUGCAAUAGAAUAUUUUUACAUGACAUCUUGUUUUAUAUACCAAAUUAACAUUUACUGUACCACCUGAGAUACAGCAUCACAACUUUAUCUCCAGCCCAUUCAUCCAGUAAAGAGUGGCACACUACUUGAAAUUUCAGAUGAGCAAACGACUGAAUUUCACAUUGCAAUAACCCCAUGUGAGCCCUUAUAUUUCUUUGUCAGAUUGGUCUUUUAAUUUUUUUUAGAUCUGGUUAGGAGUCUCAGUUCCCUAACCACUAUGCUACUGCUGCUCUUUGUACUCUCCUCUCGAAUCUUCAAUUAAAUGAUCCAAUUCAACCCGUGCUGCAGCUUUCUGGAAGGAGCCGCAGAGUGCCAACAGACAUUAAGACUAGUCCCAGGAUUUUAAGCUGAAUAGUAAAGCAGGGACUGUCAUGAGAAAACAAUAAAGUUGAACUAUUUCGGGGAAAUAUCAGUGCCAAAACUGAGCUGCACAAAAUCCACUACCUUGCAAAAGUAUUCCGACCCCUCCUUAUUUUACUUAUUUAAAAUCUGAGUGCUCAAACUGAUGACUUCUAAGAAUAAGAUAUGUUAUACUAAAUGUCAGCAAAAAACUAAAGAGAAAAAAUUAGUUACAAUAUGUUGAUUGCAUUAAUAUUCAGACCCGUAAUUUUCUCAAUUUGGUGGAAGCAGCUUGGGCAGCAAAUACAGCCACAAUUCUUUUUGGGUAAAUCUCUACCAACAUUUUGAGAACCAGCUUUUGUCCAACUUUGCUGGUAGGUUUACUCUUGGGUUGCUUAUGGACUGCAAAGCUCAAGUCUUUCCACAGAUUUUCUGGAAAAUGUAAGACAUUCACUCUGCUGUUAUUACUCAAGAACUUUCACUUUCAGCUGCAGCUCUUACCCUGUGCUUUGUGUCAUAUUCCAGCUGGAAGGUGAAAUUUCAUCCAUGCUUUAUGCUUUCAACAGAGGCAGGUUUUCUUCUAGCAUUUGCCUUUGCUCUAUUCAUUUUCCUUCAAUCCUGACAAGUCCCUGCUGUUGAGAAGCAGCCCAUUAACUUAAUGCUGCCUUCAUUCUUUACGAUAGGAAUGCACUGUGCUAAGUUUGUGCCAUACAGUAAAUAUUGCUUUGCAUAUAGACCAAAAUCUUCCAUUUUUGUAUUCUGACUAUAAACUGUUUUGCCACGUUAUUAGUAUCACAUAAAUGCUUUGCCAUUAAAUAUUGUAGUUCCUUCAAAGUCACUGCUGACUUCAUGGUGGCAUCCCUGACCAGCUUCCUUCUUUUUGAGUUUUGAGUUUGGAGAAAUCUUGGAAGUGUGUAUGUGGUACAAUGCACCUUCCAUUUCCUGAUGAAUGGAAAAUGCUCAGAGGGAUUUUUAGAGACUUACUGUAGGUAUUUUUCCUACUUUUCUCCUGAGCUGGACAUUUCAGUAUUUAAUUCCUUAAAUGUUAUAAAAACUCUUUUGUUUUUAGGGUUGAACCUUUGCUCGAAAUUCACUACACUACAAGGAACCUCACAGAGACAAGUGUUUUUAUUCUGAAAUCAUGUGCACCACUAUUAUUGCAUACAGACCCAGGCCACUGAACUAAUUCUGUGGCUCAUUAAGAUAAUUUUAUGCACCUAAAUAAAUUAACACUUCUGCAACCAUAAUUUUGAAUUUUGUUUCAUAUUGUCUUUUUACAUUAUUAACUUUUACUUUUACUAAAUUACUUACCCCCUCCUUUAUCUUAAAAGAUAGAAAAAACAAGGUCUGUUUCAAAUUAAUAAAAUGUGUAUCUGCAUAUAAACAGUCAGUUGAUUUUAAUUGGUUGUAUGAAGCUGAACUUAUUUUUUAUCUUCAGUUUUCAGCUACCGUGUAUGUAAUUACUGUAAAAAAAGGUUACUUUCAUCUGACUUUAAAGGUUCCUGUUUCUGUUCAAAAUUUGGUUGCAGCUUGUAUUAUUUUUAAGUUUUAAGAUUUAACAUUGUGUGUCCUUCUUUGUCUUGGGCUUCCUGGCUAACUGAUAAUUGAAGCUAAAAAAAUGCAAACACUUUCUGAAUGUUGAUGAGGAAGAAUCAGAACAGUUUAUUUAUCCCACAAAUGAUUGUUAAUUGUUCUGCACAAUUUGAAUUGAACUCUUGGUGUAAGUGAGAUUAUGUUGCAUAUGUUUUUGUACCCAAUGGAUGUACUGUGUAAUAUAUGUGCAUUGUGGUACUCAAUGUUAUUUUUAAAGAAAAAUGUUAAAGUUAUGGCAGCUGUAAGGUCAUAAUGCUAUAAGGAGUUCAGACUGAGACUGAAAUAAUUUGAUUGCUAAUGAAAUAAAACAACUGUUCUCUUUUGCAGCUCUUUAGCUGUUUUUUAUUUGCUGUUGUGUUGUUUCUGAAAGCAGGGGAUGGUAAAAAAUACUUGACUUCCUUCCCAGUUUGAGGAAAGUUGUUUUUUUCAAUUGUUAUGGAAAUAGUACAUAGGCUUUGCCAAAACUAAAUGUUCUUUGGGUUUGGGUUAGAAGAAAAGCCAUUGAAACAAUCUAAAAUGCACUGGACUUGCUGCCAACUAGAGUUUCUUUUUGGCUAUAGAAUAUGGUUGUUUGUAAAGCAAUGGUUUGCAGACUGAAUAUAAAGUAUUUUUUGUAAUAAAAUGUAUAUCUUAUUAUGAAGUGUUCAACUGUUCUAAAUAAUUUGUACAUUGUAUAAAAACCCUAUAGCUUGCUCAUGAUCAUAAUUAAAAGAAUAACUUAAAUGUCA